Molecule: messenger RNA, 2532 nt
Organism: Nannizzia gypsea CBS 118893
Lineage: Eukaryota; Fungi; Ascomycota; Eurotiomycetes; Onygenales; Arthrodermataceae
Product: M protein repeat protein
Exons: 3
Coding region: 1-2532 (843 amino acids)
Cellular component (GO): endoplasmic reticulum; Golgi apparatus
Source: RefSeq, a predicted model, not a curated record
AUGUCGAAAUGGAAAGUCGGCUCGUUUUUACAGCAAGCCGUGGCCGGUGUUGAGUCCAGGCUGGACACCAUCUUGGCCGACAGCGACAGCGAGGCUGCGCAGAAUGCAGAGAAGACUGAGAAGCCGGCAGAGAAGCAGCCUGGUCUCCGGGCGGGCGUGCUGCCUCCCAGCCUCUCUCGAAGCUCCUCCUCAGCCAGAGUCAAUGAUAGGCUCCAGGAACGGCUUGCUCGUGCAAUGGUGAAGCAGCCCGGCGCUGGAGGUGUCACCAGUCCACCAUCAUCGACCGGAGUGCCCUCGCGAACUUCGAGCCCGCUCCCCGCAGAUGGCAGCAGAACGAGUAUUGAUAGUACCACUGGGAACAUAGAAAAGGCUGCAGAUGACACGGCAUUGGAUAAGAAAUCUACCACUGGUCCAGCCCCGCGUAUGAGUAUGGAUGCUAUAGUCCAAGGGAGACAGUCAAAUGAGGUGCAGCCUGGGGAACAGGAUGUAGCAGCAUCCAAGGACGCUGAUGCCGAGGCAGACCCCUCAAAGACCUCCAACAAUAAUGCGGAUGUGAAUUCAGACCAGAUGGCCCAAUUCGAUGGUGCCGAUUCCCGGUCGAGCCGUCUCGAAGACUACGAGGAGGCUAUGGCUAAGUUGCAGGCUGACCAUGAAGCAUCGGAAUUGCGAUGGCAAGAGGAAUUACACAGCUACAUAGAAAAGAUUGAUGCCCUUCAAGCAAAGUUGAAGUAUCUAGCAAGUGAAGCAGCAGAAUCAGCCCGUAAUUCCACGGCUACUGCUGCUCCUGGCACCGUGGAGAAGAAGCUCUCCGAAAAGGAGGAGAAGAUUGCAGCUCUUAUGGAAGAAGGCCAUAAGUUGUCGAGGACCGAGCUCGAGCAUCGAUCGACUAUCAAGAAACUUCGACAAUAUAUAGCGGAAAGUACCAAGUCUCAGGCAGACCUCAAGAGGAGGAUUGACAAGAUGGAAAGGGAUUUAAACCAAGCAAACGACCGUGCCAAGCGAGCAGAAGCAGCUGAGAAACGAGCCACGGCCAGCUUAAACAAACAGUCAAGCGCAGAGGAAGACCUAGAAUCUACAAUUGCUGAGCGGAACAUCUUGAAAGCUACCGUCUCUGAUCUGAGCUAUCAGCUAUCCAGAGCAUCCGCCAGAGCCGAAGCUGCCGAGAGAAAGGCUGAAGAAGAAACUGCACAAGUAGAGAGCCGUCAGGUUACCGAGCUCAAGGAGGAAAUCUCCAGUGCAAAAGUUGAGCAUGACCUCAGUGAGGAGAAGCUCCGUCGUGAGAUUGAAGAUCUCAAGGAGAGCCUUGGCCGAGAAAAGGAGCGCUCAAGAACCCAGGAAGUUGAACUUCGGGGAGAGCAGUCCGUCUUGGAGAGUAAGAUGGAAAGCCUACGAGCUCGUGCUGAGGAAGCUUCGUCAAGUGCUACUGGUGACGCGCAAGCCAAGCUGUUACGGCAGGUAGAGACGCUACAGACACAGUAUGCUGUGGCCAGUGAUAAUUGGCAUGGAAUAGAGACCUCUUUGCUCUCUCGUCUCGCCAGCGUGGAGAAGGAAAGAGACGAUUUUGCUAAACGAGAAGGGGAUAUGCGCCGGAAAGUCCGAGAAUCGGCUCUAAAAGUCAAACGAGCUGAAGGGGACUGUGAGAACUCCCGUGAAGUUUCUCGCGAGCUUGAGCGGAAUCUCGAGGAGAGUCAACACGAGGUGAAGAAGCUGCAGGCAAAAGUCGAAAAGUUAGAAGAGGAACUGCUUGCAGCACAGCAGGACUUGUUGAAGCAGAAGGAAACACUGGACGCUACUUGGGAACAGCGGCUCGAGGAUGAAAAGUCCAAAUGGCAGGAGAGCAUUGUAGCCUCUCCAUCAGUACUUCAAGCCCGAGGAGAAUCAAUAACACCAAGUCGACGAUCAGAUGUGCUGUCAUCCCUGUCUGAAAUCCCCAAUAGCCGCAGGUCAUCCAUACUCCCUAAGCUGGACACUCCUCCUAGGCAAAACUCAUACUCUUCCUUGAACUCCAACCCGCUUCUCCGCGCAGCUACCCAUGAUACCUCGUCCCCUCUAGUUGACAAUGUCUCUGUGCAGACACUAGAGCCCGACGAAUAUUUCAGCGGUUCUAUUACCCCAGCAACGCCCUCAGUACCGGGAACCCACACUCAAAACUCUCGCGGAGCCCAUGAUGUUGUUUCUGCGUCUACAGUGGCAGCCGGCCCAUCCGUACAGUUGGUAGAGAGGAUGAGUGCCACAGUCCGUCGGCUCGAGAGCGAACGUGCAGGUUUCAAAGACGAAUUAGAACGUAUCACCUCCCAGCGAGAUGAAGCAAGACGCGAGGUCGUUGAGCUUAUGAAAGAAGUCGAGGAGAAGAGAGUUGGAGAUGACGAAGUACGAAAGCUUGAAGAACAGGUUCAAAAGCUGAAUGAGAGAUAUCAGACCACCCUUGAGAUGCUUGGUGAAAAGAGCGAGCAAGUGGAAGAGUUGAAGGCGGACAUUGCCGAUUUGAAAGAUAUAUACCGCGACACACUCCAAAAACAUCUGCAAUCAUAG